CCCGGAAGGAGACGGGAGCGGCGUGGGCGGCGUGGAGUCCUAUCGGCUGGAUGGCGGGUAGCCGGCUGCGGGAGCUGCAGGCCGUGGACACCGAGCUCAGCGCGGAUACCGUGGAGUGGUGCCCGCUGGAGGGCUGUCGGCGCCUACUCGCCUGCGGCACCUACCAGCUGCGCAGCCCCGGGGACGAGGCCGACUUGGCUGGGCAGCCGCAAGUCCGUCUAGGCCGCGUCUGCCUGCACAGUUUCAGUGAGGACGACCCUGCUCACCCUCUGGCCGAGGUCCAAAGGAGGGAUACGGCUGGAGUGCUGGACAUGAAAUGGUGCCACGUCCCGGUGGCCGGCUGUGGCGUCUUGGCUGUGGCAGAUGCCAGUGGUUCUGUAGAGCUGCUCCGCCUGGUGGGAUCUGAGGAGAGCAGACCCCUCCUGGAGCCUUGGUCCAGCCUCUCACUGGGGGAGGAGCGUCUGGCCUUGUCACUGGAUUGGUCCACAGGGAAGCGUGGAAGGCCCAGUGACCAGCCCUUGAAGAUCAUCAGCAGUGACUCCAAGGGGCAGGUGCACCUCCUCAUGCUGGACGAGGCGGCACCCAAGCUGCAGCAAGUGGCCAUGUGGCAAGCCCACCGCUUUGAGGCCUGGGUCGCUGCUUUCAACUACUGGCAGACAGAAGUUGUGUAUUCAGGGGGAGACGAUGGCCUCCUGAAAGGGUGGGACACCAGAAGCCCUGGCUCGUGUGUCUUCACCAGCUCGAGCCAUGCCAUGGGUGUGUGUAGCAUCCAGAGCAACCUGUACCGGGAGCACAUCCUGGCCACAGGGAGCUAUGAUGAGCACGUGCUCCUGUGGGACACGCGGAACAUGAAGCAGCCGUUGGCAGAUGCUCAUGUGCAGGGCGGGGUGUGGAGGCUCAAGUGGCACCCAUUCCACCGAGACCUCCUUCUGGCGGCCUGCAUGCACCAAGGCUUUGCGAUCCUCAACUGCCGUGAGGUCACAGAGAAGCAGGAAGUGACAGUCUUGGAAUCCCACAAGCUGCCCACCUCACUGGUGUACGGGGCUGACUGGUCCUGGCUCCUUUUCUGUCCCCUGCAGCCAGUGCCUUCUGAAUCCCUCGACAGUGACGUGGGAAAUCAGGUCUAUGGGCUGAAAGUUUCAGAGGACAUGAGGAACAGCAGCAGCCAACCACACAUCCCAGCGAAGUUCUGUGAUUCUGACCUCUGCCUCAAAGGGGUGAACUCUGAUAUCAGGCUUCUGGCUACCUGCUCUUUUUAUGACCACACUCUCAACCUCUGGAAAUGGGAGGCCCGCUGAGCCUGAGACCUGCUCAGAGAGCCUGAGAGCUCACAGAGACCUGCACCAGGAGCGACAAUCUUUGAGCUGGGCCACUGGGAAUGGACUGAGUGAUUCUUUUUGGCAUUGAAUGGGAUUUUCCAGCUCCAAAACUGAAGUUUCCUGGGUACAUUUUGACUUUCAGCCCUUCAUAAUGUAUUUAAGCAACUAUUUGUAUUAAUUAAAUGAAGCUGUUUUGGAAAAAAAUGUUACUUUAUAACAUCA
Molecule: messenger RNA, 1541 nt
Organism: Chinchilla lanigera (long-tailed chinchilla)
Lineage: Eukaryota; Metazoa; Chordata; Mammalia; Rodentia; Chinchillidae
Gene: Dph7
Product: diphthamide biosynthesis 7
Exons: 10
Coding region: 51-1298 (415 amino acids)
Molecular function (GO): protein binding
Source: RefSeq, a predicted model, not a curated record